AUGAUCACUGGAAUCUCUCAUAUCAAUCUCCUUGUUCCUCCAGGGACACUAAAUGACGCAUACACAUUCUAUGUGGAUACAUUGGGGCUGACUGCUACUCCAGUCCCCCAGUUACAGAAAGACACAACUGCCUGGUUCAAUAUUACACCAGACGGAAAGCAGCAAAUUCACAUUGCAUUCGGACAGAAUGAACCGGAUUCUCCCCGCCAUCCCUGCCUUCGUGUAGGCUCAUUGGACGACCUGCAAAAGCUGCAGCAACGAAUAUAUGAUCACCAUCUUCGAGGGGGCUCGGCUGCUCCUCUACAGGCGGAUCAGCCGGGUGAAUGUUCAGGGGAAAAGGGGGUCGAAUACCCGACACGCUUCUUCGCCAGAGAUUACGCAGGGAACCGCAUUGAGUUUAGUUUAUAA
Aspergillus pseudoviridinutans is the source of this 408-nucleotide messenger RNA. RefSeq names its product putative glyoxalase family protein. NCBI's taxonomy places the organism in Eukaryota, Fungi, Ascomycota, Eurotiomycetes, Eurotiales, Aspergillaceae. Bases 1 to 408 code for a protein of 135 amino acids. The transcript has 3 exons. The record is from RefSeq and is a predicted model, not a curated record.